This is a messenger RNA of Rhizophagus irregularis DAOM 181602=DAOM 197198, 1014 nucleotides long. RefSeq lists its product as uncharacterized. The record is from RefSeq and is a predicted model, not a curated record. Lineage: Eukaryota; Fungi; Glomeromycota; Glomeromycetes; Glomerales; Glomeraceae.
AUGAUAAAUUUAUCACCAAAUUGGUAUUUUACUUUUCAUGAAUGGAUUUCUUCAAAUUAUACACUUGAUCAUCAAUCUUUACAAUGUUUAAAUCAAUAUUUAAUUUUAUUGAUAGAACUUCAACGUAAAAAAUAUGAAUUUACUACAAAAUAUUAUAAUUUAAUUCAAGAACAUGUUGAAGAAAUUAAAAAUGAAAAUUAUUUUAAAAAUCAUCAAAAAUUUCAAAAAUUUAAAGAAAUUCAAUUUAUUGAAUUAUUAAAAUUUAUUUUAAUUGAAAUAAAAGAUCAAAUUGAAUUUGGAGAAAAGUUGAGAAUUGAAAGAUAUAUUAAAGAAGAAUUAAAAGAGAAUGGAUUAAAGAGAAAUGAUGAAUAUUUUGGAAAUACGUCAGAUGAUGGAGAAAUUAUUGAAUUUGAUGAUGAUGGAGAAGGAGAUUUUAAUGAUACUUUUAAAAAUAAUAUGAAAAGAUCGACUUUAACGAGUCUUUAUUCAAGAGAUUCAACAAUUUCAACAAGAAGUUCAUUAUCAAUAUUUUCUAUAAAUUAUUCUUCAAGAUUACAAUUUUAUCCAAAGAGAACAUUUGAUUAUUUAAAUGAUUAUGAAGAUAAUUUAUAUAAAUUAAUACUUAAAAAACAACUUGAAAUCAUUUAUCAAGUGGGAGAUGUUAAUAAAAAUAUUGAAUCAUUAAAAAUAUUAUUAUUAAAACAUGAUCCAUUUACAAAACAAGAUGCUUCAUUAUUUUUAAUAAUAAUUUAUUCAACUUUUCAACUUUUAGAAAAAUUAAAGAAAUUUGAUAUUACAAUAAAUAUUGAAAAUUGGGAAUUAAUAAUAGAUUUAAUUUAUAAUUUGGAAAUUUUCAUGAAAAGGAUAAAACAUAUUACUUUAAAUUUGGCCAAUCGUAAAAUUGACGAUUCCGAUAAAUUGAUCAUAAUUAAAUUUUUUUUAUAUUCGAUUAUAAUUAUAAUUUUUCAAUUAUAUUUCUUAAGUUCAUUUAUAAUUGUUUGUUCCCCUUAUUAG